CUCACGCCCCCCAGGCCACCGCGCAAGAGCGAGGAGUAAAGGUCGGGCGGCCGUAACCGCGGAUUCCGACGCUUCCUCCAGACGCGACUUGAGCAGUCCGUGCAGCAAGGAAGCCUGGAGCUCCAGCAGUGAGGGAGCUGCUGCCAGAGAUCUACAGCCUUAUCUUCAAGCUAAAUAGAAAGCUCCAAUGAGGCGUGAAGAAUGAAGUUCUACAUACAGUAACUGUAACUGUUCAAUAAACCUUUACCAAAGAGGAAAAAGAAUGCAAUGAAGACACUGCUGACUUCAAUAAUAGUGUGUGAUUACACAGAAUAAAGUCUGUUUGAAAAGGAAUUUAUGGAUGUCCAAGAAUGACUGCAAUGGAGCAGGCUGAGGCCCAGCUCUCUGAGUUGGAUCUGCUGUCCAGUAUGUUCCCCGGUGAAAAUGAGCUCAUAAUGAAUGACCAGCUAGCUUUGGCAGAACUGAAAGACUGUAUUGAAAAGAGGACAAUGGAGGGGCGAUCUUCGAAAGUUUACUUUACCAUCAAUAUGAACCUGGAGAUGUCUGAAGAAGCAAUGGGAAUGUUUUCUCUGGCAUGUAUUCUUCCCUUUAAAUACCCUGCAGUUCUGCCUGAAAUUACAGUCAGGUCAGUAUUAUUAAGUAGAUCCCAGCAGACUCAGUUGAACACAGAUCUGGCUGCAUACCUGCACAAGUAUUGUCUCGGAGAUGUCUGUAUCUUAAACGCCACAGAGUGGGUUAGAGAACAUGCCUCUGGCUAUGUCAGCAGAGAGGCUCUGUCUCCCUCUACCACAGGAAGCACAAUCCAGACCAUCGAUCUCAUUCUCACAAGACUCUGGAUCUACAGCCAUCACAUCUACAACAAAUGCAAAAGAAAGAAUAUUCUAGAGUGGGCAAAGGAGCUUUCCCUGUCUGGGUUUAGCAUGCCUGGGAAACCUGGUGUUGUUUGUGUGGAAGGCCCACAAAGUGCUUGUGAAGAAUUCUGGUCAAGACUCAGAAAAUUAAACUGGAAGAGAAUCUUAAUUCGCCAUCGAGAAGACAUUCCUUUUGAUGGUACGAAUGAUGAAAUGGAAAGACAAAGGAAAUUUUCCAUUUUUGAGGAAAAAGCGUUCAGUGUUAGUGGAGCCAGAGGAAACCAUAUGGACUUCGGUCAGCUGUAUCAGUUCUUAAAUGCCAAAGGUUGUGGAGAUGUUUUCCAGAUGUUCUUUGGUGUGGAAGGACAAUAACUGAGAAAAAUGGUAGUUGAGAAUAGUUUGUCACUGUUUGCCUUUUGAUUUUUCCCCCCAGUGUAUAUUGAUAAAUUAAAUAAUUUAAUUUUAGUCCCAUUCUAAAAUGCUGGGGGAAGAAGACAAAAAAAUCAGUAUAGCUGAAAUGUAUUUGUUAAAAAUGCCUUGAUUAGGAGUGGGUGAUUAUCCUAGUAGCUGAGGUACCCAUGUCUCACAUUGAAGCGCCUGGCUCAGAGUCCAGCUCUGGCUCCUGACUCCAGCUUCCCACCAAUGCAGACUCCAGAAUGUAAUGGUGAUGGCUCAAGAAACUGGGUUCCUGCCACGCACAAAGGAGACCUGGAUUCUGUUCCCAUCCCCUUGCUCUAGCCCCAGCCCAGCCACUGCAGACAUCUGGGGCAUGAAUCAGAAUAUGGGAACUCUUUCAAAUAAAUUUUUGAAAAUGU
Messenger RNA from Oryctolagus cuniculus (rabbit), 1666 nucleotides. RefSeq names its product RWD domain containing 2B (gene RWDD2B). Gene Ontology annotation, molecular function: protein binding. NCBI's taxonomy places the organism in Eukaryota, Metazoa, Chordata, Mammalia, Lagomorpha, Leporidae. The record is from RefSeq and is a predicted model, not a curated record.